Molecule: messenger RNA, 2130 nt
Organism: Boeremia exigua
Lineage: Eukaryota; Fungi; Ascomycota; Dothideomycetes; Pleosporales; Didymellaceae
Exons: 1
Coding region: 284-2035 (583 amino acids)
Biological process (GO): purine ribonucleoside salvage; carbohydrate metabolic process
Molecular function (GO): magnesium ion binding; phosphopentomutase activity
Source: RefSeq, a predicted model, not a curated record
UGAGCACCGCAUUGCUUCCAGUGAUUAGUAUUGCAUCGUACGUUCUCGGAAAACACGAUCGAGCUGCACAUUAGUGAGGUGAAAGUUGAGUUAUUGCUGCAGAAUAGGGCAGGUGCUGACCUCAGUGUCCCUUCCGUCUGAGCCCGGCCACCUCCGCCAUCACCAGAUUUGCAAGAACUGCAACCGUUUGGUCAUAGCCACCAGCCAAGGGCGCUAAUAAGCACUCGAUACCUUUCUUUCCCUCUGUUCCCAAACAUCUUCGCAAUCAACAAAUUCUAUCACCAUGGCGAAGGAUAUCAAAGAGCUGGCCAAGGAAUGGUUGGAGCUUGAUGAGGACAAGACUACAAGAGACGAGAUCUACGAGCUGCUGCAUCAUGGGAACACGACCGAACUGGAGUUGCGACUCCGGAAUCGAAUUGCUUUUGGUACUGCUGGUCUACGAGGUCCCAUGCAAGCCGGCUUUGCCUGCAUGAACUCUCUCACGGUCAUCCAAGCAUCCCAAGGACUAGCAGCAUAUCUCCUGAAGUCCGAAGAGAACGUCAAGAAGCGAGGUGUAGUGAUAGGUCGCGAUGCCAGACACAACUCGGAGAAGUUUGCGAAACUCACAGCGGCCGCUUUUGUGGCUAAAGGCAUCAAAGUCUGGUGGUACGAGACCCCAUCGCACACUCCGUUGGUACCUUUUGGAGUACGAGAGCUGGGCGCCGCCGCUGGCGUGAUGGUCACCGCAAGCCACAAUCCUGCCAAAGACAAUGGAUACAAGGUAUACUGGUCCAAUGGCUGCCAGAUUAUCCCGCCACACGAUACUGGAAUUGCGCAAGCCAUUCUGGAGAAUCUCAAGCCGGUUACCUGGGACACGUCCAUCAUAGAUGAGCCGAGCCUCAUGGUAGAGGGCUCCCUCCAUUUGGUCAGAGACCAAUAUCGUAGAGCCGUUCUAUGCGCCGCGCAGCCAGAGCAUGCCAUUACGCUAAGCCCGGAUCUCAAGUUCGUAUAUACACCAAUGCACGGCGUUGGACUGUCAGCCAUGCAGAACUGCGCUGAAAUUCUGGGAGUUGCGUCGCAAAUGACUGUUGUAGAAGCACAGGCACAGCCAGAUCCCGAUUUUCCUACAGUCAAGUUCCCUAACCCAGAAGAGAAGGGAGCAUUAGACUUAGCUAUUCAGACAGCUGAUGCCGCAUCAGCGAAUCUGAUCCUCGCCAGUGAUCCAGAUGCUGACCGACUUGCUGCGGCCGAGAAGGUCGGUGACCGUUGGCACAUAUUCACUGGCAACCAGCUUGGGCUACUGCUUGGCCACUAUAUCUUUGAACAGUACCCAUCCUCGAAACCUCGCGAGAAGCUCGCUAUGUUGGCUUCUACAGUAAGCUCUAGAUCACUGGCUGCGUUGGCAAAGAAGGAGGGUUUCCACUUCACAGAAACAUUGACAGGCUUCAAAUGGCUUGGGAACGUAGCACGUGACCUUGACAAGCAAGGCUACAACGUCGCAUACGCGUUCGAGGAAGCACUCGGCUACAUGAUCCCCCAGACGGUCCACGACAAGGACUCCAUCAGUGCUGCAGCCGUCUUUCUGACCGCCGCCUCGCAGUGGUCUGAGAAGGGCCUGACGCCUUACACCAAGCUACAAGAACUUUACGAGUAUCUCGGCUACUUCGAGGACGCCAAUACGUAUCUUGUGUCCCCCUCGCCAACAGUCACAACAGCAGUGUUCACGGCCAUCCGCGCACUGGGCAACCCGCACCCCACCACCAUCGGACCCCGCAGGAUCGUGCGCUGGAGGGAUCUGACGCUAGGCUAUGACUCAAAGAGCAAUGACCACACGCCUGAUCUACCCGUAGAUCCCACUGCCCAGAUGAUCACCUGCGAGCUGGACGACGGUGCGGUGUUUACGGUUAGGGGUAGUGGUACCGAGCCGAAGAUCAAGCUCUAUAUUGAGUGCCAAGGAAAGACCAGCGAUGAGGCGAAGCAGGGUGCGAACGGUAUCCUCCAGGAUUUGUUGAGAGAAUGGUUCAAGCCUGAGGAGAAUGGUUUGAGACUUGCAUAGAGUGUAUCACGGUCGAGACGCUUGCUGAGGCUGAUGGCGAAGGUGAAUGAGUCUGACCCAGCACCACACCAUUAUCAACAACAAUAAAAACACUU